Molecule: messenger RNA, 1517 nt
Organism: Cottoperca gobio
Lineage: Eukaryota; Metazoa; Chordata; Actinopteri; Perciformes; Bovichtidae
Gene: osr2
Product: odd-skipped related transciption factor 2
Exons: 4
Coding region: 278-1213 (311 amino acids)
Biological process (GO): urogenital system development; embryo development; regulation of transcription by RNA polymerase II
Cellular component (GO): nucleus
Molecular function (GO): DNA-binding transcription factor activity, RNA polymerase II-specific; RNA polymerase II transcription regulatory region sequence-specific DNA binding
Source: RefSeq, a predicted model, not a curated record
CGGGACUCCCACGCUGCUGCUGUCUCUCCUCCAAACUUCUUCGCCUCUUUCCACAACCUUUCACAACUUGUCAGAUCCCUGCAAAGGUCCGAGACAUCACAGCUGACUGCAUGGCUACAUGAAAGUUUCAUGGACUUGGAACUUGGAAAACUUUUAGCGGCGCUUUAUUGGAGCUCGUCGCCUCUAUAGUUUCUGUGGAUUACUGGCAUAACGCAGGACCUUUGGCAGCUAUUUAUUGGGGGUUUUUAUAGUGUCUUCUGCUGAGGUCUGAGACGAGAUGGGGAGCAAAGCCCUGCACGCUCCGAUCCCCCUGCACCCGGCCCUCCAGCUCACAAACUACUCCUUCCUGCAGGCCGUCAACACUUUCCCCGCUGACCAGCUGCAGGGACUGUACGGCCUCAGCGCUGUGCAAACCAUGCACAUGAACCACUGGACUCUUGGUUACCCGCACAUCCAAGGACUGAGGUCGACGAUCACAGAGAUGGCAGCCGCCCAGGGUCUGAUGGACCCCAGGAUUCCCUUCCCAGCGUUACCCUUCUCAGCCGCAGCGCAGCUCUUCCACCCAAAACAAGCUGCCAUUGCACACGGCAUCCCCUCGCUGCACAAGGACAGGCCGAGGUUUGACUUCGCCAACCUGGCCCUCGCUGCCACUCAGGAGGACCCGCCAAAGGCUGCGGAUCUGGCAAAGUUGGCAUCGGGGCUUGGAGGAACCAUCUCCGAGCUGAGCAAGCUGUCCCCGGACAGAAAACCCACCCGGGGCAGGCUCCCAUCCAAGACUAAAAAGGAAUUUAUUUGCAAGUUCUGCGGCAGGCAUUUCACCAAGUCCUACAACCUCCUCAUCCACGAGAGGACCCACACAGACGAACGGCCCUAUACCUGUGAUAUUUGCCACAAGGCCUUUAGAAGGCAAGACCAUCUCAGAGAUCACAGAUACAUCCACUCCAAGGAAAAACCAUUCAAAUGUCAAGAAUGUGGGAAGGGAUUCUGUCAGUCUCGAACUCUAGCCGUCCAUAAAACCUUACAUAUGCAGGAGUCUCCCCACAAAUGCCCCACAUGCGGAAGAACCUUUAAUCAAAGAAGUAACCUGAAAACUCACCUUCUCACCCAUACAGACAUCAAGCCCUACAGCUGUGGCCGCUGCGGAAAGGUGUUUCGGCGCAACUGUGACUUGCGACGGCACAGUUUGACGCACAGCCCACAUCAGGACUACUAGCCUGGACAGACUAACAAAAUAACAGUGGACAAAACGCAGAAAGUCAAGUCAGCGACUGUUUUUGUUCAAAGACAAUCUCCAAAUCAGGACAUUUUAGAGUGGGAUUUGGUUGCAUCUCAAGUGGGACAGCAGCGGAGCCAUGGCCAUGUCCAGCUUUCAUAACACCUGUAAAUAUCAAGACCAUGUACAUAAUGUUGUUUUUUUUAUUUUCUGUCUGACCUUGAAAUGAUAAAGUUGUCAAAAAAACAGUCAUAAGUUUAAAGUAUGUUAAAUUGUAUUUUAGAAAAUAAAUAUUUCCAUGAUA